Molecule: messenger RNA, 819 nt
Organism: Paramuricea clavata
Lineage: Eukaryota; Metazoa; Cnidaria; Anthozoa; Malacalcyonacea; Plexauridae
Source: the annotation of a GenBank genome assembly
AUGGAGCAAUUAUUCAGGAACCAAAAGUUGAAUGUUAGUGUAAGAACCGUUAAGAGUGGUGAGGAGGUACUGUUUUACGCAAAGGAUGUGGCAGAAUCCUUAGGGUACUCAAAUACGAAAAAAGCAGUUAGAAACCAUGUUUGGGAAGAGGAUAAAUGCACGCUAGGGUCCGUUCAAAGGGGGGCCCUUGAGGGACCCACCUUGAACGGUCAGCCUGGUACCAUUUUAAUCACGGAGCAGGGUUUGUAUCAGCUAAUAUUUGGAUCGGAGCUUAACACAGCAAAGGAGUUCAGAAGGUGGGUAUUCACUGAGGUGCUUCCAUCUAUCCGUAAAACAGGCUCAUACAAAUUACUAGAUAGAAGGUCACUCAGACAUAACCAAAUGAUCCUCAUAAACGAAACGGACCUUCAUCAUACAGUUGUGAGUUACAUUAGGAACAACCACCCUAAGGCUGUAAUAGUACCCGGUCUUGGUGAGUAUCAGGAUACGGUGUCGAAGAGAUGUGAUGCCUGGAAGAAGGGCUACAAAGGUGGUCAGCCAGAUCUUAUUAUAGAGAAUCCUAUGGGGGAGUACAUGGGAUUCACAAUUGAACUUAAGUCUCCUAAGGGCACUGGGAUUACAAGUGAGAAGCAAGCCUUAUGGCUCAAAAGACUGAGGGAAAUAGGGUACAUGACAAUGAUAUCCGAUGACUUGGUACAAAUUUGUAUCAGAAUUAACGAGUACUUCUCACUUAAGAAAAAAGUUAAAACAGUAAGGGUGAAAAACGCAGUCAGCGAUGUAAAGCUGUACAAACAAAAGUUCACAUCACACAAGUACUAG